Molecule: messenger RNA, 2403 nt
Organism: Closterium sp. Naga37s-1
Lineage: Eukaryota; Viridiplantae; Streptophyta; Zygnematophyceae; Desmidiales; Closteriaceae
Source: the annotation of a GenBank genome assembly
AUGUUCUUCAUACUUCUCAAUGCUCAGCGCACCUUCCUUCUCCCCUCCCCCCCCUUUUCCCCCGCACUUUCGCCAGUAGCUCUCCCCCCUCUAACUGACACCUAUCAGUGGAUUCUCCUCUUCCUCACCCGAUCACCUUCCUACUCCCUUGCGCCUCCCCCCAUUCCUUCCCCCCUCCCCCCAUUCCUUCCCUCCUCCCCCCAUUCCUUCCCCCCUUCCACCAUUCAUUCCCCCCAUUCCUUCCUUAUUCCCCCAUCCCUUCCCCCAUUCUCCCAUUCCUUCCCUCCUCCCCCCAUUCCUCCCCCCCUUCCACCAUUCAUUCCCCCCAUUCCUUCCUUAUUCCCCCAUCCCUUCCCCCAUUCCCCCAUUCCUUCCCUCCUCCCAGAUUCAGUGGCACCCCUCCUCUCUCCGACACGGGCCAGUGGCUCCUCCUCGCUCUCAACAACCACCUUCCGACUCACGGUGCCCCGUCCCUUUCCCGCCAUUGUUUACCCUCUCCCACCAAUCCCCCCCCACCCUUCCCCCAGUGGCACGGUGGCACCCCUCCUCUCCCCGACACGGACCAUGGCACCCCUCCUCUCCCCGACACCGUGGCACCCCCCCUCAACAACCACCUCCCCGCCCUCUCGUGCGCCACUCACUACCUGUUCUCUUUCUGCUUCUCUCCCCGGUUCCCCUUCCCCUUCCCCCAGUGGCACCCCUCCUCUGCCCGACACAGGCCAGUGGCUCCUCCUCGCUCUCAACAACCACCUCCCCGCACCCCUCACCGCGCUCCUCCCUUCCCGCCUUCCCGCCUUCCCCCCUUCCCCCCUUCCCCCAUUCAUCCCUCCCCCCCCAUCCAGUGGCACCCCCCCCCUCCCUGACACAGGCCAGUGGCUCCUCCUUGCUCUCAACAACCACCUCCCCGCACCCCUCACCUGCUCGGCUCACUAUCUGUGCUCUUUCUGCUGCUAUCUCGGUUCCCCUUCCCCUUCCCCAUGCAGUGGCACCCCCCCUCUCCCCGACACCGGUCAGUGGCUCCUCCUCGCUCUCAACAACCACCUCCCCGCGCCCCUCACCGCCCUCCUCCGCGCCCGCCUAGUCGAGAUGCACGAUUUCCUCAUGCUCUUCAUGCUCCUCGCCUUCUCCGUCCUCUUCAACUGCAUUCCCCCUUCGGGAAUCGGGCUCGGCGCGCGCUACUGCUUCACCAUCGGGCUCAGCCGCUUGCUCCGGUUCCUAACCUUCGCUUCGACGAUCCUCCCGGCGGUUCGGCCGUGGUGUGCCGCGGCUAGGUUCGGGAGCACGAGCCCCAGGCACCCGCACCCCUGGGCUCAGAAGUAUUUUGUGCCGUAUGCCACGAAUCACGACAUGCUUCACCAAGUGAUUUCCACUGACGUGGCCUUUGCCCCCCAGGUGCACUACCUACCUGAGUAUCAACCUAACUGGGGCGCCUUUCAGUUCCUGGUGGACUUCCUUCGUCCAAUGGACGCCCGCGCUCACCACGGCGCCGCCGCCACCACUGGAGCCUUCAGCAGCUUCGUCAUCCGCCCCUACGGCGGCUGCAACGACCUUGCCUUCAGCGGGCACAUCAUUGUCGCAGCCCUCACUGCCUGCGCCUGGCAGAGCCAGCGGUACCGCCAUUUCGCGGACGAGUUUCGAAACGUGCCCAAGUUCCUGGCGUGCGUUGGGUUCAUGCUGCUUGCUUUCGUCGUGGAGGUUAUUGCGGUGCAGUUUGUCACCGUCGUUCUCGGCCUCGAUUGGCACAAAACCGUCACGCCUCUCCCUGACACGGGUCAGUGGAUUCUCCUCGGUCUGAACGACCGCCUCCCCGCGCCCCUCACGGCGCUUCUCCGCGCGCCCAUCGUGGAAAUGCACGAUUUCAUUAUGCUCUUUAUGCUCCUCGCCUUCUCCGUUCUCGUCGGCGCGAUUCCCGGCCCGGGUAUGGCGCUGGGCUCACGCUACGUCUUCAGCAUUGGGCUGAGCCGAAUCCUGCGGGUUGCAACGUUCGUGUCCACGAUUCUGCCCGCGCCGCGGCCGUGGUGUGCGGAGUCGCGGUUUGGUGACACGUGUCCCAGGCACCCGCAUCCCUGGGCGGCGAAGUAUCUGACGCCGUAUAACGACAAUCCGGACCUGCUUCACCAGCUGAUUUCCACGGAUACUGCUUUUGCCCCCCAGAUGAGCUAUCCGCCCGAGUUCCGCCCUGACUGGGGCUCGCUGCAAUUUCUGGUGGACUUCUUGCGUCCCAUGGACGCCCGUGUUCAUGACGGAGCUGCCGCCUCCUCCGGAGCUUUCAGCAGCUUUGUCGUCCGCCCCUACGGCGGCUGCAACGAUCUUGCUUUCAGCGGGCACAUUGUCGUUGCUGCGCUCACGGCUUGCGCCUGGCAGGUGGGUUAUUCUUAUCCAGCGCUCAAGGCCGAAAGGUAA